AUGGUUCGCAGCACCAUCAUUGCACGCGCUACAGACGGCUUGCCGCUGGCUGCUUCAAACGACGAUGACGAGCAGAACGAUGCGAAGUUGCCCGAGUACAAGCAGCAAGCCAAGCUCAUCUUCCGACGACUGACGCCUCAAUCCGAGCCGAGAUGUUCGAUCGAGAGCGGCGCUUGCACCUUGCACUACCUCAUCGCCGACUCGAUCGUCUACCUCGUCAUCGCCGACCGCUCGUACCCCCGCAAACUCGCCUUCUCCUACCUCGCCGAACUCGCCACCGAAUUCUCGCGCUCCUACCCGCCCGAAAUGUCGCUCAAACCCGGCCUGCGACCAUACGCCUUUGUCAAGUUUGACACGUUCAUCCAGCGAACAAAGCGGUUGUACCUCGAUCCGCGAGGAGCAGAGGCGAGUGGGAAGGGCGGGCCGACUGCGAGCGGGUUGGACAGGUUGAACGAGGACUUGCAGGACGUCACGCGCAUCAUGACGAAGAACAUGGAGGACUUGUUGUGGCGAGGCGACUCGCUUGACCGCAUGUCGACCAUGUCGUCGUCGCUCCGCGACGAGUCGCUCAAGUACCGCAAGGCCGCGCGCAAGAUCAACGUUGACGCCAUGAUUCGCAAGUGGGCGCCGAUCGGAGUGCUCGGCCUGUUCUUCUUCGUAUUUGUGUGGUACCGAUUCUGGUAG
Messenger RNA from Rhodotorula toruloides NP11, 684 nucleotides. Its product is annotated as vesicle transport protein SEC22. The transcript is spliced from 5 exons. Bases 1 to 684 code for a protein of 227 amino acids. Gene Ontology annotation, cellular component: endoplasmic reticulum-Golgi intermediate compartment; endoplasmic reticulum membrane; ER to Golgi transport vesicle membrane. NCBI's taxonomy places the organism in Eukaryota, Fungi, Basidiomycota, Microbotryomycetes, Sporidiobolales, Sporidiobolaceae. Gene Ontology annotation, biological process: endoplasmic reticulum to Golgi vesicle-mediated transport; vesicle fusion with Golgi apparatus; retrograde vesicle-mediated transport, Golgi to endoplasmic reticulum. Gene Ontology annotation, molecular function: SNAP receptor activity. The record is from RefSeq and is a predicted model, not a curated record.